AUGAAGAAAGGAACUACGAGCUCGGCAAAGUUAAAAACACCCAGGUACACGAAAAAAAGUUGAUUAAUUUGAUUAAUAGAGGAAAAAUAAUUUUUUUAUAAAGUUUUAGCGUAAGAAAGUUUGAAAAAAUAUUUUCUUUGAGCUGUUUGCGGAUAUUUCUUUGCUUACAAUUAAACAUUUUCUCAAAAACUUUUCUUUGCAUCAGUCCAAAAAAAGCGGAAAUCUGUGAGAAUUGUUUUCCGAUGAUUGUUUCAAAUAUCAUCCUUUUCCGAUCUUUUCCGAACUGAAAAAAACAAUUAGAAAAAAACUAUCAAACAUUUUUUUUUGAAAAAUUAUUAUCUGAUAACUAAAAUAGGUUAUAAUUAUUCUAGUCCAGUUUUUUUCAGAGAAAGUUACACUCGCGAAGAUCCCGCCUCAGAACAAUUCAACAUCGAACCCGUCUUCGCGCAAAACUUCCUCUAUCCACACCGGUGCUCUGCAGGAAAACUUGCAAAACGUCCAUUGUUUCCUUAUCAUUUUAUUUUCUCAGUUGAAAAAAGCAAACUCCCAAUUUCAGAUAGUACUUAUCGAUGAGAAAAAAUUAAAGAACAUCCCCGCGCCGGCCCCACUGAUUCCGCUCCGAAAUAUGUUAGUUUCUAAGUCUUUUUUGCCUAGAGAAUUCAUCUUUUGUCCAGAAAACCGCCGAAGAACGUUCCCUUGGCAGAUCCUCCCCGCGAUCCUAACGACGGCACGUUGAAGUUGGUUUUUUUUGUCGGUUUUGGCGCCGUUGAGAGUUGAACCGGCGACUUUUCUCGUUUAGAUCAACUUUCUAACCGACUGAGCUAGGAAGGAACGCUUUGAAGCUGUUCCUAAGGAAACGUAACUCAGAAACACAAAUAUGCAAAAUAAAGAGAGAGAGAGAGAUGUUGGAGUUGUUUCAUGGGCUUAUAAAGAUUUUAUCAUGUUUUGGCUGAUCACGGGUUUUUUUACUCAAAAAAGCCCAUUUUUCCGAAUUAUUUCUACUCGUAUUUUUUGUAAAUUUUGUAAGCCGAAACCUCCUCCAAAUCGAAUUGAAAUCUGUACUCACUGUUCAAGAGUUUUUUUAAAUCUGAAAUAAAACGUUUUCUCUGAUGGAUCUGACGACGUUGAUUUCAGUGACGUUGACUCGAUUCCGGAGAACCCGACAAUAGUUAAGACGAGGACAGAGAAGGUGGUCAAGCCGCCAACGCCGAAGGCCAAACCCACUCCGGAAGAGUUGGAACGCGAAAUGUACUUCGAGACGGGUACCUCUACCUACACGGCCAUCAGCGCUCCUCUCAGCACCCGGCUUCCGUGUCCGCCGACCCUGCUUUCUCCGCCAAAAUGA
Caenorhabditis auriculariae is the source of this 1345-nucleotide messenger RNA. NCBI's taxonomy places the organism in Eukaryota, Metazoa, Nematoda, Chromadorea, Rhabditida, Rhabditidae. The record is from the annotation of a GenBank genome assembly.